AUGGAAGACAGCUUGCCUGGUCUCGCUUCAGUGUGUGUUUCCUCUACACUUACGAACUUCUGCACUGAUGAUAGUAUUUCUGCUGCAAGUACUUCCGACGUUCAAGAUCGCCUCUCAGCUCUUGAGUUACGAGUUCAACAACAAGAAGAUGAAAUCACUGUGCUAAAGGCAGCUUUGGCUGAUGUUUUGAGGCGUCUUGCAAUCUCCGAAGAUCAUGUAGCCUCAGUGAAAAAAUCAGUUCCAAGUAAAGCCAUGAAGAUUUUCAAAGGCCAGCCAGGCCUUCGAGAAGCUAUUUCUAUGUCCUGUAUAACCAACGGGAGUGGUGCAAACAGAAAGCCAAGCCACACCAGCUCUGUCGCAAUUGCAAGGAAAGAAACUCUUUCAUCUGCUGCUAAAAGUGGUACAGAAAAAAAGAAAGAAAAACCACAAGGACAGAGAGAAAAAAAAGAGGAAUCUCAUUCUAAUGAUCAAAGUCCACAAAUUCGAGCAUCACCUUCUCCCCAGCCCUCUUCACAGCCUCUCCAAAUACACAGACAAACUCAAGAAAGCAAGAAUUCUACUCCCACCAAAAGCAUAAAACGACCACUGACAACUGAAAAGUCACAUAAUUCAUGGGAAAAUUCAGAUGAGAGUCGUAAUAAAUUAUUGAGAGCAGUUUCAACAUCAAAAUUAAUAUCAAAAGUUAUAAAAAAUACAGAUAAGCAUAAAGAUGUCAUCAUCAACCAAGCAAAAAUGUCAACCCGUGAAAAAAGCAACCAAGAAGGAGAAUAUGUUAAAAUGUUUAUGCGAGGUCGGCCAAUUACAAUGUUCAUUCCUUCUGAUGUUGAAAACUAUGACGACAUCAGAACAGAACUGCCUCCUGAGAAGCUGAAACUGGAGUGGGUAUAUGGUUACCGAGGAAAGGACUGCCGUGCUAAUGUUUACCUUCUUCCUACCGGAGAAAUAGUGUAUUUCAUAGCAUCAGUAGUAGUACUGUUUAAUUAUGAGGAGAGAACUCAGCGACACUACCUGGGUCACACAGACUGUGUGAAAUGCCUUGCUAUACAUCCUGACAAAAUUAGGAUCGCAACUGGACAGAUUGCUGGAGUGGAUAAAGAUGGAAGGCCUCUGCAACCCCAUGUCAGAGUGUGGGAUUCAGUUAGUUUAUCCACUCUGCAAAUUAUUGGACUUGGGACCUUUGAGCGUGGAGUAGGAUGCCUGGAUUUUUCAAAAGCAGAUUCAGGUGUUCAUUUAUGUGUUAUUGAUGACUCCAAUGAGCAUAUGCUUACUGUUUGGGAUUGGCAGAAAAAAUCAAAGGGAGCAGAAAUAAAGACAACAAAUGAAGUUGUUUUGGCUGUGGAAUUCCAUCCGACAGACGCAAAUACCAUCAUAACAUGUGGUAAAUCUCAUAUUUUUUUCUGGACCUGGAGUGGUAAUUCACUAACAAGAAAACAGGGAAUUUUUGGGAAAUAUGAAAAACCAAAAUUUGUGCAGUGUUUAGCAUUCUUGGGAAACGGAGAUGUUCUUACUGGUGACUCAGGUGGAGUCAUACUUAUAUGGAGCAAAACUACUGUAGAACCGACACCAGGGAAAGGGCCUAAAGGUGUUUAUCAGAUCAGCAAACAAAUCAAAGCUCAUGAUGGGAGUGUGUUCACACUUUGUCAGAUGAGAAAUGGAAUGUUAUUAACUGGAGGAGGGAAAGACCGAAAAAUAAUUCUGUGGGAUCAUGAUCUGAAUCCUGAAAGAGAAAUAGAGGUUCCUGAUCAGUAUGGAACAAUCAGAGCUGUAGCAGAAGGAAAGGCAGAUCAAUUUUUAGUAGGCACAUCACGAAACUUCAUUUUACGGGGAACAUUUAAUGAUGGCUUCCAAAUAGAAGUACAGGGUCAUACAGAUGAGCUUUGGGGUCUUGCCACACAUCCCUUUAAAGAUUUGCUCUUGACAUGUGCUCAGGACAGACAGGUGUGCAUGUGGAACUCAGUAGAACACAGGCUGGAAUGGACCAGGCUUGUAGAUGAACCAGGACACUGUGCAGAUUUUCAUCCAAGUGGCACAGUGGUGGCCAUAGGAACGCACUCAGGCAGGUGGUUUGUUCUGGAUGCAGAAACCAGAGAUCUAGUUUCUAUCCACACAGAUGGGAAUGAACAGCUCUCUGUGAUGCGCUACUCAGUAGAUGGCACCCUCCUGGCUGUAGGAUCUCAUGACAACUUCAUUUACCUCUAUGUAGUCUCAGAAAAUGGAAGAAAAUAUAGCAGAUAUGGAAAGUGCACUGGACAUUCCAGCUAUAUCACACACCUUGACUGGUCCCCAGACAAUAAAUAUAUAAUGUCUAACUCAGGAGACUAUGAGAUAUUGUACUGGGACAUUCCAAGUGGCUGCAAACUAAUCAGGAAUCGAUCAGAUUGUAAGGACAUCGAUUGGACGACAUAUACCUGCGUCCUAGGCUUUCAAGUCUUUGGUGUCUGGCCAGAAGGAUCCGAUGGGACAGAUAUCAAUGCACUGGUGCGAUCCCACAAUAGGAAGGUGAUCGCUGUUGCUGACGACUUCUGCAAAGUCCAUCUGUUUCAAUAUCCCUGCUCCAAAGCAAAGGCUCCCAGUCACAAGUACAGCGCCCACAGCAGCCAUGUCACCAAUGUCAGUUUUACACACAGUGACAGUCACCUGAUUUCAACUGGUGGAAAAGACAUGAGCAUCAUCCAGUGGAAACUUGUAGAAAAGUUAUCUUUGCCUCAAAAUGAGAUCGUAGCCGAUGGUACUCUAACCAAAGCCCCCAUCUCUUCCAUUGAAAGUGUCAUGCAGUCUGAUACUCCCACACCGCCUCCUUCCCAGCCCUUAAAUGAGGCAGCUGAAGACGAAAGUAGAAUAAGCAAUUCUCCCACACUUCUGGAGAACAGCCUGGAACAGACCAUGGAGCCCAGCGAAGACCACAUCGAGGAACAGAGUGAAGGGGGCAGCGAGGACCUCGGUGAGCCUAUUUUUGAGGAGCCAUCCAGUGAGAUAAGCAAGGAGCAGAGUGAAUCUGUUCUUACCGAGGACCGGCAAGGCCCCCCACCCCUGUCUUAA
Puma concolor (puma) is the source of this 3039-nucleotide messenger RNA. RefSeq names its product EMAP like 4 (gene EML4). Lineage: Eukaryota; Metazoa; Chordata; Mammalia; Carnivora; Felidae. Gene Ontology annotation, molecular function: microtubule binding. The record is from RefSeq and is a predicted model, not a curated record. Gene Ontology annotation, cellular component: mitotic spindle. Gene Ontology annotation, biological process: microtubule cytoskeleton organization.